UAGUCCUGCCCAAGACUUCAGACCGAGCCUGUUGGGAGCAGCCCUUCGCAGCUGCCUGUCGGGGGACUUCAUUCUCUGCGAUUCCCUGUCUCAGGUUUUCUGUGGUGACGACGGGACACAUUUCCCAUGUUCCAUGAGGUGCUGCGGGGCACGAUUCCACCCAGAGUCCUGCCUUUUCUGGCAGCUGUGCUUUUCCAAAGGAAGGAGAGGAAAGAGACUGGGUUUUACCACAGGCGGUGGGAGAAACACCCUUACUACAACCUAACGGUAAAAGUUCUCAGAGCCAGAAACAUCAAGGGUACAGAUCUGUUGUCCAAGGCAGACUGCUAUGUGGAACUAAAGCUGCCCACUGCAUCUCCUACAGUCUUCCGAACUCAGGUUGUUGACAACUCUGAUAACCCAGAAUGGAAUGAAACUUUCCAGUAUCGAAUCCAUGCAGCUGUCAAGAACAUUCUGGAAUUGACACUUUAUGAUAAGGAUGUCCUUGUCAGCGAUGAGCUUACAUCUAUUGUCUUCGAUGUAGCGGGCAUGAAGUUGGGUCAACCCCUGCUGCGCACUUUCAAGUUGAACCCUGAGGCUAAUGAAGAGCUGGAUGUAGAAUUUUACUUGGAGAAAUGCUCAGAUGCCCCUACAAAGGUACUGACCAACGGAGUCCUUGUGGCUCACCCUUGCUUGUCUCUGCAAGGCACUGUCAACAAAGAUGAAGAGCAGCAAGGGAGCUGUGAGGUCAAGGUGUCUGUUCCAGGGGCGUAUCAGAAGCAUUUGCGUGUUCCUCUGGGACCAGACAGUGAGGAUUAUGGGACCUCAUUUGUCUUUCAUGUGGAUAAAGAAAUUUGUCCGGAACUGCAAGUAGAGCUGGAGCAAACCAUAUCUGUGCUACAGGAUGGUAUGAAUGAUAUUGAAAAGCAUACUACAGUUCUGGGACUGGGGACUGUACCAGUUCAUUCCCUUCCUAUUGGACAAAAAGUUGAUAGAAUCGUUUCUCUGGGAGAGGGACAAAGUUUGAAUAUGAGUUUUAAAGCUGAAGAGAGCAGUUGGGAUCUUGAUAUACGCCUGGGUUUUGACCUCUGUAAAGAGGAGAGAGAAUUUUUGGAAAAAAGGAAGAAAGUCGUUUCUGAAGCACUGAGGAAGACUCUUCACUUAAAAGAAUCCCCUUCAAAAGAUGAGGUUCCAGUUGUAGCAGUGGUGGGGUCUGGAGGUGGCAUGAGAGCACUGACAUCGUUCUAUGGCAGUCUUGCUGGGCUUCAGCAGCUGGGCCUUUUGGAUGCUUCAAUAUAUCUGUGUGGGAUUUCUGGCUCUACUUGGUGUUUAUCGACACUGUAUCAAGACCCUGAAUGGUCGCAGAAAGAUCUUCAAGAUGCAAUCAGGAAAGCCCAGGCUACAGUGUCCAGCAGCAAAGCAGGGGCAUUUUCCCCAGAACGACUGAAAUACUAUUUCCAGGAGCUGAAAGCUAUGGAGAUCAGUGGAAGAAAAGUUUCCUUUACAGAUUUGUGGGGCCUUAUUGUGGAAUAUUUCCUACAACAGAAGGAAGAUCCAUCAAAGCUCUCUGAUCAGCAAGAAGCCGUGAAAUGGGCCCAGAACCCCUAUCCUAUCUAUGCAGCUGUCAAUGUGAGACCCACUAUUAGUAGUGGUGACUUUGCAGAAUGGUGUGAAUUCACUCCCUAUGAAGUUGGGUUUCGCAAAUAUGGAGCUUUUGUCCGAACAGAGGACUUUGACAGUGAGUUCUUCAUGGGACGGCUCAUCCAGAAGCGUCCAGAACCUAGGAUUUGCUUUCUACAAGGAAUGUGGGGCAGUGCCUUUGCUGCAAGCCUAGAUGAUAUCUGCCUGAAGGUGAUUGGUAUAGGACUGGGCUUUCUAGAUUCUUUCAAAGAUGUUAUCAAAGUUGUAGAUGACUGCCGAAGAUUCCAUUUCCGUGAUCCAACACGACUGAAGACUCGCUUGGUUAUACCUGGGGGCCCCUUGUUACAAAUCUUAGAGGAUUUCUUCAAGUCCCGGCUCACAUGUGGAGAAACCUUCAACUUCAUGCAGGGAUUGUAUCUUCAUAAAGAUUAUGUUAACGUCAAGAAAUUUGUGGCUUGGAGAGGCACUCAUCUGGAUGCAUUUCCAAACCAGCUGACCCCAAUGGAAGAGAGCUUGUAUUUAGUAGAUGGUGGCUUUUCUAUCAACUCUCCCUUUCCUUUGGUACUUCAGCCUGAGAGGGAUGUGGAUGUUAUCUUAUCAUUCAAUUAUUCCUGGGAAGCUCCAUUUGAGGUUUUAGAAUUGACUCAAAAAUACUGCGAGGAGCGGGAAAUUCCUUUUCCAAAAAUCAAAUGGAGUGAGGAAGAUGAAAAGCAGCCAAAAGAGUGUUACAUGUUUGUGGAUUAUGAUAAUCCAAAGGCUCCAAUUGUGCUCCAUUUCCCCCUGGUCAAUUACACCUUCCAGAAAUACAAAGCUCCAGGAGUUGAGCGUGAGUCAGAAGAAGAGAAAUCCUUUGGUGACUUCGUUAUUGAGUCAAAAGAUUCUCCUUACCGUACACUAAAUUUCACCUUUGAGCCACAUCAUUUCAACAGGUUAGUGGAAGUGAAUCGCUACAAUGUGCUGAACAGCAAGGACACUCUCUUCAAAGCCCUAAACCUGGCUCUACAAAGGAGAAAGUUGAAGUAAGUCAUCAGUACAUCAAAUACGCGAGCAGCUUCCAUAGCUGAGGAUACAGAUGGGCUGCAGUGUAUGAAAGCUGUGUGGUUCAAGACAGAAUAUGGAAAACUAAUAGCUGGAAUCUGUCCUCUUGUGAAUGGAGUGGCACAUGCAAUGCUGAAAAUUCAUUCCAGAUAACAGAUGUACAUCCCUUCCAGUUUUCAUAGAAGCAAUACAAUGUGGACGUUGCUUUGUUAUGUUGUAAAGAGCAGGGAAUUGCCUAGUCCAGUACCUCAUCUUACAGAGUCUUAUGUCAGACGACUGGAGAGGUCUAUUCACACGGUUCAAGCAUAUGGAUAAUGAACUUCCAAACUACUGAGUGGAGCACCUCUUUCUGUCAAAGAUGUGGCAGUGUUUGAGGGAACACUGAUUUCUUCUGUAUCUUUGUCUCGCUCUUUCAACCUUACUCCAUGAAUGUUUACAAUUUACAUCAUCUGGCAGGGAACUCCACAGAUUUUGUCUAUGUACUGGGAGAUGAAAUGUGUCCUUUUGCUUCCAACCUGCUACUGGCUGAUGCCCAUGUACUUUCAAGACUGCACAGGAUUCAAGACUGCACAGGAUUCAAGACUGCACCCACUGCUUUCCAUUCUUGCUCUUCAUGCUUUCAAAGAGCUCCAUGGUAUUUCCUUUAUAUUUUUCUCAAGGAUUACAAUGGUUUUUAGACUCUCAGUUCAGUAUAGAGUACCUUACUUCAGUAACUGUUUUGAGGAAUUAAUAGUUCCCUAUUAUAUAUUUAACAAUUAAAGACACAUCAUGGGAUUGUGUUGCUUCUUCCUACAGUUUGAUCAUCACAUUUGAUGAAACUUGCUGUCUCAUCUUUCUCUUUCUAAGAGGAACAAAGGCUGUUUUGAAGAGUCUGAAUUAGAUAUUUUUUUGUUAUACUGGGCAUGCAAUUCAGCCAGACCUUUGUUCAAGGAGUCUCUGUGUGUAUAUAUUUCAGAAACAUUGAUAUUCAAGGUAAGCACACCAUGUGCAUGAGUAAAAUAAUGUAAAAUGCUGCUGUGCUGUGGGAUGGAAUUCACCUCACUUGGCAGAAAGCUCAGAGAAAAAUACUGAAUUAUGCAGUUGAAAAAUACCCAAUAUAUAAAAGGGAAGCAAGCAAACACUGUUUACUUUUGUGGGUUUUACAUUGAGCUGAAUGUAUUGAUUCUGUAUUUGAAAACUGGAGACAGGAAAUUUGUCUUUUCUGAAAUUAUAUAAAGGCUUACGAAUAGGCAUGAUUCUCGAUCUUUUUUUAUAUGUUUCUCUUCCAAUAAAUAAUAGUUUUGCUAA
This is a messenger RNA of Melopsittacus undulatus (budgerigar), 3945 nucleotides long. RefSeq names its product phospholipase A2 group IVF (gene PLA2G4F). The transcript has 20 exons. Gene Ontology annotation, biological process: glycerophospholipid catabolic process. The coding region runs from base 127 to 2643 and encodes 838 amino acids. Gene Ontology annotation, molecular function: calcium-dependent phospholipid binding; calcium ion binding. NCBI's taxonomy places the organism in Eukaryota, Metazoa, Chordata, Aves, Psittaciformes, Psittaculidae. Gene Ontology annotation, cellular component: vesicle; ruffle membrane; cytosol. The record is from RefSeq and is a predicted model, not a curated record.